GUGCGGAGCCCGAUUGUCACUCAGCUCCCGCGCCGGGGGCGACAGAGCCGCCGGCGCCCGAGUCGAGUCCCAGCCAGCUACCAUCACUCUGGACCUUACAGGCCGGCCUUGGCUUCCCCAGGAAUCCCUGGAGCGAGCGGCUGCUGAAGGCGUCAAGGUGUGGGGGCACUUGGACAGAACAGCUCAGGUAGCCGGGAACUCUGCUAGCUUUGGUGACCUUGGGCCGGGCUGGGAGCUCUGCGGCGGGAGCCAGAGGACUAUGAGCUGCCGCGCGGUGUCCACCGCCCAGCCUAGCCCUACCGCGCGCGGCCCGGAGCUCUGUUGCCUGGAACUUUGGGCACUACCUCUGGGACCCCUGCCGGCCAGCAGGCAGGAUGGUGCUUGCCUCGUGCCCCUUGGUGCCCGUCUGCUGAUGUGCCCAGCCUGUGCCCGCCAUGCCGCCCUCCAUCUCAGCCUUCCAGGCCGCCUACAUCGGCAUCGAGGUGCUCAUCGCCCUGGUCUCUGUGCCUGGGAACGUGCUGGUGAUCUGGGCGGUGAAGGUGAACCAGGCGCUGCGGGAUGCCACCUUCUGCUUCAUCGUGUCGCUGGCAGUGGCUGAUGUGGCCGUGGGUGCCCUGGUCAUUCCCCUCGCCAUCCUCAUCAACAUUGGGCCACAGACCUACUUCCACACCUGCCUCAUGGUUGCCUGUCCGGUCCUCAUCCUCACCCAGAGCUCCAUCCUGGCCCUGCUGGCAAUUGCCGUGGACCGCUACCUCCGGGUCAAGAUCCCUCUCCGAUACAAGAUGGUGGUGACCCCCCGGAGGGCGGCGGUGGCCAUCGCCGGCUGCUGGAUCCUCUCCUUGGUGGUGGGGCUGACCCCUAUGUUUGGCUGGAACAAUCUGAGUGCAGUGGAGCGGGCCUGGGCAGCCAACGGCAGCAUGGGGGAGCCCGUGAUCAAGUGCGAGUUCGAGAAGGUCAUCAGCAUGGAGUACAUGGUCUACUUCAACUUCUUUGUGUGGGUGCUGCCCCCGCUUCUCCUCAUGGUCCUCAUCUACCUGGAGGUCUUCUACCUAAUCCGCAAGCAGCUCAACAAGAAGGUAUCGGCCUCCUCUGGUGACCCACAGAAGUACUAUGGGAAGGAGCUGAAGAUCGCCAAGUCGCUGGCCCUCAUCCUCUUCCUCUUUGCUCUCAGCUGGCUGCCUUUGCACAUCCUCAACUGCAUCACCCUCUUCUGCCCGUCCUGCCACAAGCCCAGCAUCCUCACCUACAUUGCCAUCUUCCUUACGCACGGCAACUCGGCCAUGAACCCUAUCGUCUACGCCUUCCGCAUCCAGAAGUUCCGCGUCACCUUCCUUAAGAUUUGGAAUGACCAUUUCCGCUGCCAGCCCGCACCCCCCAUUGAUGAGGAUCUCCCAGAAGAGAGGCCUGAUGACUAGACCCCACCUUCUGCUCCCACCAGCCCACAUCCAGUGGGGUCUCAGUCCAGUCCUCACUUGCUCACUGUCCCAGGGGUCUCCCUGAGCCUGCCCCAGCUGGGCUGUGGGCCAGGGGCACGGGGGAGGCUCUGAAGAGAUACCCACAGAGUGUGGUCCCUCCACUAGGAGUUAACUACCCUAUACUUCUGGGCCCUGCAGGAGGCUUGGGAGGGCAAGGAUCCUACAGAGGGACCGGGUGUCCAGA
Piliocolobus tephrosceles (Ugandan red Colobus) is the source of this 1659-nucleotide messenger RNA. RefSeq names its product adenosine A1 receptor (gene ADORA1). Gene Ontology annotation, cellular component: dendrite; synapse; plasma membrane. The coding region runs from base 435 to 1415 and encodes 326 amino acids. Gene Ontology annotation, molecular function: G protein-coupled adenosine receptor activity. NCBI's taxonomy places the organism in Eukaryota, Metazoa, Chordata, Mammalia, Primates, Cercopithecidae. The record is from RefSeq and is a predicted model, not a curated record. The transcript has 4 exons. Gene Ontology annotation, biological process: G protein-coupled adenosine receptor signaling pathway.